AUGCCAAAGAAGAGAUGGAUUGACAAAAAAUCCGCCCAAACAUUCACUUUAGUCCAUCGUUCCCAACAAGAUCCCUUAAUCCACGAUGCCGACGCUUCGCAGAUGGUCUUCAAGGAGAUCGCUACUCCAAACGUCCCACUCCAACCAGUUCCACAAUCAUCACAACCCAGCACUUCCAAGUACAGGGGUGGUAGUUCGAACUUUUCUUCCGCUUCGUCAACUAUUUCCACCGGUAGCAAGAUAAAGAAUAUUUCGGAUUUAGAGUCAGAAUAUGGAUUUUCAUCUAGAGCGAACGAAGGUGAAGCAGCGCUUUAUGGAAUCUACUAUGAUGAUACGGAGUACGAUUACAUGCAGCAUAUGCGAGAUAUUGGUGCUUCCUCAGAAGCGGUAUUUAUCCCCGCUGAAACUCAAACAAAGCAGAAGAAUAAAAAAGGGAAGGCACCAAUAAUCCCGGAGGAAGAUGAAGAGGAGUUUAAUGAAAAACAUAAGGGGAAGAAAACAUUAGAAGAGCUUUUGGAAGAAGAUACGAAUGCCAAGAAUGGCGGACAGACCAAGAGGGUUCAGCUGCCGGAGGAAGUUCUACCUAGUGGCGGGUUUUUGAAGAGGAAUUAUCAGGAUCAACAAGAUGUGCCUGAUGCCAUUGCGGGGUUUAAACCGGAUUUGGAUCCAAGGUUGAGAGAAGUACUUGAGGCCUUGGAAGAUGAAGCGUAUGUUGAAGAGGAAGAGGAUUUCUUUUCAGAGAUCGCAAAGAGUGGAACGGUUGAGGAAUUCGAGUUUGAAAGAAGUGCAGACUUCUUCGAUGACGAUGAGGGAGAUGAUGGGUGGGAGAGCGAUGUUACCGAGAAAGCCUACCAGAUCUCAUCGACCAAUGCUGCUAGAAGGGAAGUCGAAGUUGGCGACCUACCGGACCCAGAGAUGGUGGGUGCUGACGAGACGGCAGUCGGAGCAGCAGAAGAUAAUGAAGAUUGGCAAAGAGAGUUUGCAAAGUUCAAGAAAGAUAAGAAGAAGCCGGCUUUCAGAGAUGAAGGAUUAUCCAGCGUCGGUGGGAAGACAACAAGUACCGCCAUGUCAUUCGGAGGCGACGACCUAGCGUCGCUGGUUAGCUCAUUUAACAACAGAAAACUCAAGAAGAAGGGUGUGCCCAGUUCGGCGAGGAGCAUGACGUCUAGUUAUUCUAUGUCUAGUUCCGCAUUGUUCAGAACAGAGGGCUUGACAACACUGGACGAUCGGUUCGAUAGAAUUGAAGAAGAGUACGCAAGAGAUGAAGAGGAAGACGAUAUGGUUUCACAAUCUUCUGUCCUCUCGAACGCACCAGAAAGGCAGGACUUCAACAAUAUCCUCGACGAGUUCUUGGAUAGCUACUCUACCGCUGGUAAGCGGAAUCAAAUAGUAAGAAGAGGGAAACAAGAGUCAGGAAUGGAGCAGCUCGACGAUAUCAGGAAAGGACUGGGCAAGCCAAGACUCACAUCUAGGUCCUAG
Messenger RNA from Orbilia oligospora ATCC 24927, 1479 nucleotides. RefSeq lists its product as uncharacterized. Gene Ontology annotation, biological process: ribosomal small subunit export from nucleus; ribosomal small subunit biogenesis. The coding region runs from base 1 to 1479 and encodes 492 amino acids. Lineage: Eukaryota; Fungi; Ascomycota; Orbiliomycetes; Orbiliales; Orbiliaceae. The record is from RefSeq and is a predicted model, not a curated record. Gene Ontology annotation, cellular component: nucleus; preribosome, small subunit precursor; cytosol. The transcript is spliced from 3 exons.